UUGAGCCAUAAAAUUAUCAAAAUGAAAAGGUUUUCCAUUGGAUGAGCCACUCUUUUCGGAGGCUAUGCUAUGCUCAACUCUAGUAGGCUAGAGAGAAGCUAUUUCAUGCAGAAGCAAAGACAGUUUGAUUUGAUUCACAGAUACAACAGGUUCCUCUCCCUCAUGAAAUUUGAUACCACAGCUUAUUGAGAUGAUGAGGAUCAUGCUAAAAUUCCUUAUAUGGGGUUCUCAAUCAGGUCUCGGAUCGAUCAACCAGGAAUGAGUGUGAUUCUUGUCAAUUCUGAAAGCCCUGCUGCCAAAGGAGGCGUCAAAGUAGGAGACAUCAUUUUAAAAAUCAAUGGGAAAGAUGUUAAUAGAAUCGAGGAAUAUUACAAAUCCAUGAAUAAUGUAAAAGAAGGUGAUACAAUUGAAGUCAUUGUUGAGAGAUAUCAUGAACUGAAAACUCUCAAUUAUAGAGUUUAG
Moneuplotes crassus is the source of this 462-nucleotide messenger RNA. The record is from the annotation of a GenBank genome assembly. NCBI's taxonomy places the organism in Eukaryota, Ciliophora, Spirotrichea, Euplotida, Euplotidae.